Procambarus clarkii (red swamp crayfish) is the source of this 5655-nucleotide messenger RNA. Its product is annotated as katanin p60 ATPase-containing subunit A-like 2. The record is from RefSeq and is a predicted model, not a curated record. NCBI's taxonomy places the organism in Eukaryota, Metazoa, Arthropoda, Malacostraca, Decapoda, Cambaridae. Gene Ontology annotation, molecular function: protein binding; ATP binding; ATP hydrolysis activity.
AGUCAGUUGGUCGACUUCCCCCACGCCAGGAGUCUACCACGUGCGCACAGAUGCGUGAUGACAUCCAAUCACUUAUCCCUGCAGUCCUUACGGGCGGCAAGCCAGGCCAAGGAGUUGGCGGACAAACGAGCUGAGAUUCGACGCAAGUCCCUCAUCAUCUUGGUUCAUCACUAUCUCGACCAGGAGGGAUAUAGUGAUGCAGCCAAGCUCCUGGUGCAGGAGGCUCGACUCAACACCGAACAGUUCUCCGUCUGCGACAGCGUCGACCUCGCCGGCGUCCUGCAGGAGCAUGAGGCCUGGUUUGUUGCUAAGUACCAGAAGUACCCGAAGCUGGCGAAGCGGGUGUUGGUGCCCAGACCCACGCCCAAGCCCCACCGGUGUAGCCACCUCCACGAGGAAGCCAACGCAGCCAAGAACGACACACUAGCGGGGAAAAAGAGCCCUUUCUUCAGGAGAAGGUCACUCCCUCGGCACGGAGGGUCAGGAGGGAGCAUGGGUCGCGCCGCCAGUGAUCCAAGCCUCAGCGACGACGUCUCCAGCGCAGGCGAGGUCAAAGGUCGCGGUCGUUCCCGCAACUUUGUCAGGAACAAGAUGAUCGACAACAAAAAGCGUGAGGAGGUCGGCAGGGUUCCGCUGGUGGGACGGCGCGUCUCGGGAAGUGGAGGACCACUGCGGAGUCCCGGGGACGAGAAGAAGGACCCCACCAAGUCCUCCUCCGACACCGACAGCGAGAAAGGGGGCGCGGGCAUCGCAGCCUCCCUCGCACCCGUCAAGACCGGCAGGAUGCCACGGCAAGUGUUGGACCUGAAGCAGAUGAUAAGUGACUACACACGUCUUGAAGACAACAUUGGUGAUGUGGGUAAGGGUCCUCCCAGGCCUCCUUCCCACCCUGACCAGUCACCUGGUGAGGAUGACGAGGACAGCGAUCUGUGGGACGAGAAGAGUGUGAAGCCGCCUAUCCUCAUGCCUCACUUCACUGGAGAGUUCAGAGACCUCGCCAACAUUAUACAGCGGGAGAUCUUGGUGGACAAUCCUGAGGUUAAAUGGGAGGAUAUUCUUGGUCUGGAGGACGCCAAGAGACUUGUGAAGGAAGCCGUGGUGUACCCUCUAAAAUAUCCUCAACUCUUCGUCGGAAGGUUCAAGCCGUGGCGAGGCAUUCUCCUGUAUGGACCUCCGGGCACAGGCAAGACCCUCCUGGCGAAGGCGGUGGCGACGGAGUGCAAGACCACGUUCUUCAACAUCUCCGCCACUUCGCUGGUGUCCAAGUGGAGGGGUGACUCGGAGAAGCUAGUCAGGGUGCUGUUUGAGAUGGCGAGAUACCACGCGCCCUCCACGAUAUUCGUGGACGAGGUGGACGCGUUGAUGGCCUCACGCCAGGGUGAACAGGAGCAUGAGGCCUCCCGGAGAAUGAAGACCCAGCUGCUGGUGGAGCUUGAUGGACUCACCCAAGCUAACCACCAUGUGUUCCUCCUCGCUGCCUCCAACAUACCUUGGCAGCUGGAUCCAGCAAUGCUCCGUCGCCUGGAGAAAAGAAUCCUAGUGCCACUACCGGGCUUGGAGGCGCGGGAGGCCAUGUUCAAGCACCACCUGCCAGAUGUCAUCCCCGACCUGGAGGAGGCUGGCCACGCCAUCACCACCCAUCUCGACUACAAGAAGUUAGCCCAGUUGUCUGAUGGGUACAGCGGAUCCGACCUCCAGGUGGUGUGUCGGGAAGCCGCUAUGAGCUGCCUAAGAAAGGUCUUCAACGUCUUGGAGGAUCAUUCAGUGGGGGACUCGGAACUCCCGGAGCUCAAACUGGACGCCAUAAACAUGGGCGAUGUGGAGACGGCGCUGCAGAAGACCAAACCGGCGCAGAGCAACAACCAUCAAUACCUCUCCUGGCACUCCAAGUUUGGCUCUGCUUGAGGGGCCUCCUUGACCUCGAAUCUUUCCCUGCGAUUGUCUGCCGUGGUGUGCAGACUGUGGUGGGGGGAGAGGAGGGGUUACAGCAGUGCUGAGGAGGACCUGGUGUUGGAGACAGGAUGGGAGUUUAUUGCUGCUUGAAGCCUGUUUUCUUGUUGGAUUCAAGUUGUUUGCAAAAGGCAGGGAUUAGCAGGUUCACUUCCAGGAACGUAUUUACCUGAUUUACCUGAGGGCCACUAACCCUAGUGGCCUCGACGACGACAGGAAGCUGUCGGCUUGUCGAAAGCUCCCCCAAAAAUGCUGGUGGUAACUGAUUUGCAGAGUUAGGUGAAGUUGAUACACGUUCCCAGAAACUGUUACGGUUGGAGGUACACAUUCCCAUACCAGGGUAUACUUAUAACUCAAAUAAUUCAUAAUCAUGGGUAUGUGGAUUCGUUCUCAUUCCUAGAAUCACACGAUGGUCGAAACUUUCUUAAACCUGAAAAGUUGAGAGACUAGUGUGGCUUAUGUUUUUCAUUCCACGAAGGCUGGAAGUGCAUCAUAUCUUCGAAGCUUCAGAAGCUGUAGGCCUUCCCAUCCCUGGAAUCCCAAAGACUGUCAGUGUUCCAAGUCAUGCAACUUCCAAAUACUUAAGAUGUUCUUGCUUCUGAACAAACACGUGAGAGAAACUGAAGGCGCUCCUAGUCCUCAAAAUACUCAUUAAGCUCUUAGGUACUGAGAGAUAUAAGGGCACACUCACCAUUUAAAAUCUCAAAAAUCUCUGACUUUGCCAAGAGUCUAUGUUUACUCUUGCCGACGGUAAUGCACAAUUACGUGGCUGAAAAUUAGACAACCAACUCACAAAUAGGAAUUGACGACGUCUCGGUCUAUUCUGAACCGUUAUCAUUACACGACUUGGAAUGGCCUAGGAUAGACAGAAACGUUGUCAAUUUUUUUUAUCUUCAGAUUUGUUUGUUGAUAUGUUUACUCCUGUCAAAGAAUGAACCUCCUUUAUUACAUAUCUGCGUUUAUGGUUUUAGAACCUAUAGUACUCUUGCUACACAAGUGCUCCAGGUUCUACUGCCAGUGACCCUCAGGUCUUCAAACCUCUUCAGCAUAAACAAAUUAUUUAUAAACAUUUGUUACAUUCAUUGAUGACGCAGCUUGCUGGAGUACCUUACUAGAUACUUGCUGGAGGCCUUAUUAGAGUAACAAUUGCAUCCUUUUCAGUGAGGUCAGAGUGACUCUCGCUUGUUUUAGUCAGUCAGGUCAGUGAAUGCCAGUGUCAUUAGUCAACUGAUCUCCUUUUCAAUCUGGCUUCAAAUUUGAUAAUGAACAUUGAAUGGGACUGAAUUUAUGUACCAAGGAUCUCUUCAUCUCACGUAAGGCCGUUCUCACCUACGCCAGAUAGGUCAAAAGCAGUUUUUUUGCAUAGUGUUGACUUUUGUUAGGAUCUGUAGCAUUACAAAUCCUAAAUUACGGUUUAGAAUACGACACUUUGGUUUUUGAACAAAAAAUGAAAAUAAAUGUAAAUUCGUAGUCACGACACUAUAAAACCUGGAUACAAAUGUUCGAGGUGACUUAGGUCAGGGUUUAGUAUUGUUGUUAAAUAGAGGUUGAUACAUAACUAAUCUGCCAUUUUGUAUUAAGUAGUCAUAAGUGAGUGUGUAACUGGGUGUGUCCUCUGUGUGGUCGUGUCUUAUGAGUAGUAUAACCAAGUGUUUUGUGCGUGUUUGUCUCAUCAGAUAUGAGGAAGUGUCGUGUGAGUAUAUGUGAUUAUGGUAUGUGUAGGUUCAACACACGACUCUGCGACUCCUGAAACAUUCAGUGUUCUAAAUGGUUCUGAGUCCAGACUAUCUUAGGCUGCUCAUAUUUUUGUCAGAAUUGCAUAUGCCGCUGAUGUUAUCCUUUAUAUGUGCUUCCAGUGAAAUACUUUAGGUCAUAUCCACACUAAGGUCUCCUCUUCCUCUUCCGAUGUUGGAAAGUGUCUCUCCUUCAGGCUGAACCGAUGUACCGAUCAUCUAGUCUCGUUUCUCUGGAUCCAAUCCUCAUUGUUGUUCUUAUUAGGAUUGAAUUCCAAAAGCCACUUACUGGACCAAUCUUGCAUAUUUGAGGGUGUCUUGUGAGCGUGUGUGAACAGUGUCCUGGUAGGAGAUAUUAUUGUCUGGAAAAAGCUUUUUCAGGAAUUGUUGAGCCUUCUUUAAAAAUACCUUUUCAAAUUGAAUUAUAUUCUCUGUUCGAGGUAACUUUAAUUAGUUUUAAUUUGACUAUACAUAUCUUUACUCAAACUAACUUUUCUCAAAAUGUUUUCACUCAACAUGUAUGUCUUUGCUCAAAGUACUUUACUUAAGAUAUCUUCGUUCAAUUUAACGUCAAUGACGAUUCCUUCUCUCAAAAACUCUUGAAUUAUUCUAUGUUUAUUUCCAAGUUUUCUCUCACUUAUUCUGCAAGAUGCUGUUUAGAACUACGGGUAUAGUUUGUAUUACAACUAUCACACGAUUUGUGCUAUAUAACACCCGUAGAGUUAGAUAUAUUACUUGUCUUGAACUAUAUUCCGUAAGCUGUAGAUAACCUUCCUUUUCGUGAACUUCUAUCCUCUUGUCCUUUUGCUGAGCCUCUAUCCUCUUGUCCUUCUGAUGGACCUCCAUCCUCCUGUCCUUCUGCUGACCCUCUAUCCUCUUGUUCUUCUGAUGGACCAUCCUCCUGUCCUUUUGCUGAGCCUCUAUUCUCUUGUCCUUCUGAUGGACCUCCUCCUGUCCUUCUGCUGACCCUCUAUCCUCUUGUUCUUCUGAUGGACCAUCCUCCUGUCCUUUUGCUGAGCCUCUAUUCUCUUGUCCUUCUGAUGGACCUCCAUCCUGCUGUUCUUCUGCUGAGCUUCUAUUCUCCUGUUCUUCUGUUGAGCGUCUAUCCUCUUGUCCUUUGGCUGAACCUCAAUCAUGUUGUCCUUUCUAGGUGGUCAUGAUGUUCUUGGUGUUCUGUGAGAUAUCUCAUCUAGUUGUAAAUAUAUGAGUAAAUUAUACUUAUCUAGUCGUGAUCUUGUAGUGAUGGGAAGUAUUUGCCAUAGUUUACUGCAAGUCUUGACGAAACAGGCAGGCUUAAAUAUUGGAUGAAGUUGUCGUAGUUGUACUCAAUUAAUGUACAAUUUUGCUUCUGUCUUCCUUCAGGCGAGUGGAGGACAGAUGGCAUAGAAUUACCAAUGAAUAUGGUUCUACAGAUUAAAUAAAUUAACAUAUAAAUGAAUAUAGUAAUAAAGGAAUCUAUUGUUAACGGGAUAAAUGAUAAAGAAGCUACAAAAGACUAAACACAAAAGGGCAUGUACAUGAAAAUAAAGGAAGUGAAGGGGUUUAUAAAUGAAUGUAAGUGAUGGUUUUUGGUGCAGGGCUGAUGGCAACCUCUGGAGGGCUAGUAAGACCACAUCAACAGCUUUCUGACUAACCAGCAACUAUACUUUAGUCUUGGACAUAGUCCAGGACAAAAAUAGUACGUAAAUCCGGGUUGACCUUCAUUAAAUAAUGAAGAUAUAGGAAAAAAUGGUUGAUUGGUGUUGAAGGUAUAAUAAACUCAGAAAGUGAAUCCACAACACGAACUGCCUUUAACAUUUUCAUGUAUAUUUUGUAUUAUGCACCCCAUACCCAUCCCGUGGGCGGUGGUGGAAAGGGUUACAGAGGCACACAAUCGGUUCAGGAACUGAACCCCUUCGUCCAUUGUACGUUCAGCUAAGUAAGUGACAUUCUUGUGAAGCUAGUUACACAAUUGUUAAUAUUACAUACACAU